CCAAUUUUGAAUGUAUUGUUAACAAGGAAAUGCUGGUCGGACCAAAUUUACAUCAAGACAUCCUAGUUAUUCUAGAAAAAUGCAGGAGUCUUACUCAACUCAAGCAACUUCAAGGCCAUCUCAUCACCAUUGGCCACGGACAAACUCAGCUUUAUGCAUUCAAGCUUGUUCGUUUCUGCACCAUCUCUCUCUCCAACCUCAGUUAUGGUCGCUUAAUCUUCAAUUACAUCACUGUCCCCAAUGUUUACCUUUAUACUGCGAUGAUCACUGCAUACACUUCCCUUCCUAAUCAUAAAUCUUCUCUCUUGUUAUACCGUGAAAUGGUUUGUAGUGGCUUGUCAAAACCCAACCAAUUUGUAUUCCCAAUUAUUCUGAAGUCUUUCCCUGAAGUUACAAAGCCUUAUGGGGUUGAAAUGGCGCAUACCCAUAUUGAGAAGAUGGGUUUUGGGAAAUACCCUGUUGUGCAGACAGCUCUUUUGGAUGCUUAUUCGAGGUUUUCGUCUGAUAUUAGAGUUGCACGCCAGCUGUUUGAUGAAAUUUCUGAGAAGAAUGUGUUUUCAUGGACUGCGAUGAUAGCGGGAUAUACUAGAGUGGGGCGAAUGGGGGAUGCUAUUUUGCUUUUUGAAGAGGUACCUCAGCAUAUAAGAGAUACUCCUUCUUGGAAUUCAAUAAUUGCAGGAUGUACACAAAAUGGUUUGUUUAGUGAGGCCAUUUCACUGUUACGAAGAAUGAUUGUUGAGGAAGGGAUGAUUCAAGGGAAUAAGCCUAAUGAGGUUACAUUUGCAUGUGUACUUGGUGCUUGCGGGCACACUGGGAUGCUUCAGCUCGGGAAAUGUAUUCAUGGGUACAUCUAUCGAAAUAAUCUUCAUUUGAAUUCUCUUACUGUAAAUGCUCUCAUUGAUAUGUAUGGAAAAUGUGGUAGCUUGAAAGAGGCAAGAAAUAUUUUUGAUAAGGCUAAUAGGGGCAGUUUGACAUGUUGGAAUUCUAUGAUCAAUUGUUUGGCUCUUCAAGGUCAUUGGGAAGGUGCUAUUGGAGUUUUCAAAGAUAUGUUGCGAUAUGGAGAUGAUGUAAAACCUGACACAGUGACUUUUAUUGGCUUGUUAAGUGCCUGUACUCAUGGAGGAUUGGUGGAAGAGGGGCUUAGUUAUUAUGAUUUGAUGACACGGGUAUAUGGAAUUAACCCUGAAAUUGAGCACUAUGGGUGUUUAAUUGAUCUUCUCGGACGAGCAGGUAGGUUUGAGGAAAUUAUGAAAAUCGUGAGCGAGAUGCACAUAACACCAGAUGCAGUUAUAUGGGGUUCCUUGCUUAAUGGGUGCAAAAUCCAUGGGCGUCUAGACUUGGCAGAAUAUGCACUAGAAAAAUUGAUUAGUAUUGAUCCCAACAAUGGUAGUUAUUACUCUAUGCUUGCUAAUUUAUAUGGGGAGUUGGGAAAGUGGGAUGAAGCUCGAAAGGUAAGGAAGAUCCUAAACCAGCAGAAUGCUUAUAAAGCACCCGGUUGCAGUUGGAUUGAGCUAGAUAGCCAAGUUCAUCAGUUUUAUUCGGUAGACAAAUCUCACCCUAGAAUGGAAGAGAUAUACUCAAUUUUGGAAUGUUUGUUUGAUUUGCAUUCACAUUAGCAUGUACCUUCUUGCUAAUUUUAAUCUUCCGAAGAGACUCACAUUCCUACAUCCCUCUUAUAACCAAGAUCUGAUUUAAUUUGGAACACCAGUUGCUUCUUGAUCAACAGCUUGCGCUGAUAUGCAGCUUUGGCAUAUGCGCUAGACACUAGCUAAUUCUAGUGCUUCCGGGUUAAUCUGGAACUUUAUGAAGCAAGAAUUAAGGAAAAUCAUUGAUGGAACACUAAUGUGAUACUCCCACCAAGUCUUUGUUUAUUCUGAGCUUGAAGAUAAUGGUAUUCACUUUCUGCAUCAGACAUUCAAAAUAUGGAGUUAUUCUUAGCUACACGGUAUGACAUAUUGCAUCAGACUUUAAGCAUAUUUAUCGCAUGUCCAAAUGCUAAUUUCAUCUAAUGAUUUCAUAUCGCGAUAUGAAAUCGCAUGUCCAAACGCCUACUUAGAACAUCAGCAAUCCAUAUACUUUAUGGAAAUUUAGACGAUAUGGUCUGUUAGAAAUGCAAAUUUAUCCUAAUAUGAUUGUAUUCUUUGAAAGCUUUGUUAGUCAGUUCUUACACCCUAUCUUGUUUAAGGCUAAAUGUUUUAUGUAUUUUCUU
Molecule: messenger RNA, 2209 nt
Organism: Solanum stenotomum
Lineage: Eukaryota; Viridiplantae; Streptophyta; Magnoliopsida; Solanales; Solanaceae
Product: pentatricopeptide repeat-containing protein At1g33350
Exons: 1
Coding region: 30-1616 (528 amino acids)
Biological process (GO): RNA modification
Molecular function (GO): RNA binding; protein binding
Source: RefSeq, a predicted model, not a curated record